CAUGUAAGCAACUAUUGAAUUUGUGAAAAAAUCACUUAAAUUUACCGUGUGAAUGAGGAAUCCGAUAGUAUUCGUAAGCGGUUAUUUUGCACAGACCAUUACUUGAGGUGUAAUUAUCUCGCAUAGAAAGAGAAAUGGUAAUGGCGUAAUACUUGAAUUAGUCUAUUUAUUACGUAUGAUCUUACGGGCUCCGAUGAUUUCUAAAUCGCGGCAACGUCAUGAUUCAAUGGCGGGGACAGGAGAAAACGUCAUUUUGACAGAAUGGCAGAGUAUCUCGCAUGCCAGUCUCAAUUUCUGUUGAGCGUGCGUUCUCUUUUUACUUUGUGAAAAUGGAGCGCCGUGUGUUCAGUGAACCGCGGAAAAACGACGAACGAGGAAUAAUGCCGUGAAGGAAUAUUUUCAUUGGUGCAUUCGAAAAGAAAAGUGCAUCUUGUUGGAAGCAUAUCAUACACGAGUUUUCGAAUUGCCGUCAACGGACUUCUAACCGUGACGCGGUACGGAUGUGAUGGAGGAUUAUAAAUUUCUUUUUAAAGUUGUUCUCGUGGGAAACGCGGGCGUCGGCAAGACCUGCCUCGUGCGCAGAUUUACCCAGGGCUUAUUUCCACCUGGUCAAGGUGCAACAAUAGGUGUUGAUUUCAUGAUUAAAACUGUAGAAGUAGAAAAUGAGAAAGUUAAGCUUCAAAUCUGGGACACUGCUGGGCAAGAAAGGUUUCGUUCGAUAACUCAAAGCUAUUAUAGAUCAGCUCAUGCUUUGAUUCUAGUAUAUGAUAUUUCUUGUCAGCCUACAUUUGAUUGUUUACCAGAUUGGUUAAGAGAAAUUGAAGAAUAUGCAAGUAACAAAGUUCUUAGGAUAUUAGUAGGUAAUAAAAUUGAUCGGGAAGAUAGGGAAAUACCAACACAUGUAGGAGAAGACUUUGCACAAAGACAUGGAAUGUACUUUUUGGAAACUUCUGCUAAGGAAGCAGAGAAUGUAGAACGGUUAUUUAUGGAAAUUGCAGCUGAACUCAUGGAGCAAGCACGUAGUAAGGAACUACCUAGAUACGAAACAAAUACAACAUCGAUAAAUGGAAAAACGACAGCAAUUGGUGAUACAAGUAACUGUGGUUGUAGUCGACUUUCUUAAGUAGCUUUUAUAUGUAAUAUUAAGUCAUUUAACAAACACAAAAUUUCAUUUGUUGUAUAUGUACGUAGGAGACUGUCACACAGUUUUUAUAGGGAAUGGAAAUUAAAUAUGAUAUUAACCAGUCUUCUAGAAUUAAAAGGAAAGACAAUUCUCAUACCAGCACGUCUUUGAUAUUAUAUGUUAGCAUCUAGUGUUAUAUGAUACAAAUUAUAUUAACAGUUUUGUUGCAAAAGUAUUUAAUACUUGAAACUAAAGUGAAUUUUAAGUAUGUUGAUAAAUAUUUGUUCAGAAAAUAGUAUGUUUUUUGAUUUUAUGUGACUACAUUAUAUGGGUAAUAAAUAAUUUGGGGCCUGCGGUUGGGCAUUUAAUAAUAUUUCCAUAAAUAGAAUUACACUAUAUUUUUUUAUAGUAUUCUUUUGUUGCGUUGGAAAGUACAAAUAAAUAUUUCAAAUUUGAUGACUAAAUUCAAAGUCAUCAUAGUGGAUAUAACGUUUUUACUGAACACUUGUAAGCCUAAUAUUGUCCAGGAUUUUUUUUAAUGUGCAAUAUACAUAUAUAAGUAUUUAUUAUAUUGCUGUAAAGUUUUACUAAAGCUGAAUACUGAAAGCAGUUGAUUCUAUAUGUUUUUAAUAUAUACUAAUUAACGUAUAUAAUUACCUAAUAAUUUUUUGUAUCGGUUAUUAUUGCUAAUCAUAAUAAGCGUAUACAUUUCUCACUAGCAGCAUUUAUAUAACCAAAGUUUUGUUAUAUUUGUUUAAAAUUUUAUCAAUGGUUUUGAAGCAACAAAGAGUUAUUGCUUGUUCCAUUUGUGUAUUGUUUAAUGUUAUUAUUUGUGAAUAGUUUAUUAUUAGCUACAUUUUAUCGAUAUCACAAUGUUUUUAGCACAUUGCUCUAGUCCUGAUACUUAUUACAAUGUAAUAAAUUAUGUAUAGGUUUAAAAUAAUUAUGCAUUUUUAUUAGAUGAUAAUCUGCACAUCAUGGUUUUGAAAUGUUUUUUUAUGUCUCUAUGCUAACAAGUUAUCAGACAGACUUAAAAUUUGUAAAAUAGUAUUGUAUGUGAAUGAUACUUCUCUCAAGAAUAUUAUUCAUAAUUACAAAUAAUAUUACAUUUAUCUGUAGCUGAAAUAGUUUAUAAUAAUAUUAAACUAGAAUUAUAUGCGCGAAAAUGGUAGAAUGUUUUUGUUAAUCAUGAAACUUGCAGUGUAUCUGUGUUUUUUAAAUACACAAUGACAUAACAUACUGAGGAGCAUUGUGAUUCUUGUAGAAUUAAGUUACUCCAACAGAAAAAGUAAAGCUUGAAAUUGCUGUCGCCGUGCAAUAACAGUUCAUUGUUAAUAACAUAUACUGUAAAUUUUAAAGACGUUUGAACAGAAACAGAAGUAUCUGAAUUUUAUAAUUAAACUGUAUUAAUGAAAACAUAUCAGUUUGUAUGUGGACGAAAAGCCAACUGUAAAAUGAGGGACUUUCUAACUUUUUAUCAACAAAAAAAUUGUUGACUUAAAUAUGUAACUUAUAAAAGGUAUUAAAAAUAUUUAUUACUUAAUGUUUAAAAAGUAUAAUAUACUAGAUCAUUUGGAAGAUACCACUUCUAGUAGUCAAAUUUGCAAAUAUAAAAUGCGUGCAAUUUUAAACGGCAAACAAUCUUUUUGAUGUUACAUUGUACAAGAUUCUUAUAGGUUGUCUACAUUUUAUUCGAUUAUUUCAUAUGUUUGUUUUAUACUUAGUGUAUACAUUAUAUAAAUUUCAGUGUAUCAUUAGGAAUGAAGCUUUCAAGAAGUAUGUUAUACACGUUUUAAAUUCGCGAAUUCUUUAACAGUUGUGUAUUACAUAAUUUAUUGUAAAUGUUUAUAAAAAUGCUGAGCAAUUAUUCCAUAUAAAUAAAUAAAUCACAAUGUAAUAUUAUAUGUAUGUUUGCAUAUGAAAUUUUCUCUCUUUAACAGAACUGAUUGUAUUAACAUAUAAAUUAUAUUUUUAUUUUGUAAUAAAUAGUAAUCAAAUACAGUGUUCAAUUUUAAGAGUAAUCGAUGGUUCUUUGUUUACUACAUACACUAGAUUAUAUUGGACUGUCAUUACAUAUAUUAGAAUAUACUUUGGAGCUGUACUUGUUGAAGAGAUAUGUCAAUUAAUUUUUCUUGUAUGGAUAAAUCUAAAGCAUCAGGAUGCACUGGACUAGGACGGCAGUUACUGAUAUAUGUACCACCAGAAUUUUCAACUGCUUCAUUUACAGCUGCAUAGGCAACAGAAAUAGCUCCUUGUUCAGGAGUCUAAAAAAAUAAUCUUUUAUUGCAUCUCUUAAACUUCAAACUCUAAUGAUUAUUACUUACCUUGAAAAUAUAUUUACAUAAUGUUCUAUAUCUAUAAACAUAAGAAUGUUGAAAAAGAUCUGUAAGCACCAAUCCUGGAUGUACGGAAUACACAUUUACAUUAUAUCCUUCAUCUUUCAAUAGUUUUUGUACUCUUUUAGUAAAUAUUUCUUGUGCCAAUUUACUUUGUGCAUAUGCCUCUUCAGUAAUAAAUCUAUGUCUGUUCCAAGGAAACAUAUUUUGUUAGCAGAAACAUGAAUUAUGUAUAAGCUUAAAAAAAUGAUGUAACUAGUUUAAACAAUGAUACAAUACUUGUUAUUAAUGUCUUUGAAGUUAAUUUUACCCAGGAGAUGAGCACAAGAGCUAACAUUGACAAUUCUACUAGAUUUUUCUGGAUUAUUUACACCUCCAGCUUUCAGUAAUGGUAAUAAAAGGACUGAUAAUAAAAAGUGUGAUAAAUAAUUUACAGCCCACUGUUCUUCAAAACCAUCUACUGUCUCUUUAUAAGGACAGAACAUAACACCAGCUAAAAGAAGUAAAACCAUACAUGUAUAUGAAUAUGUUAACAAAAUGGUAUUACAAGUUUUGUAACAUUAGCGAAUCUUACCAUUAUUUAUUAAAAUGUGUAUUUCUUUGUAGUCUUUUUUUAUUUCUGCAGCAAACUGUUUUACAGACUCUAAAGAGGCAUUGUCAAGUUUAUAUACCUUUGCAUGGCCACUUUUUACACCAGAUCCUCUAAUUUGGAGAAUUGCUGCUUCACCAGCACUAGGUGUUCUACAAGCUGUAAUACGUAUUUCAAAUACAUAUUGUAUUAUUAGCUCUCAGAGAUGAAUUGUAAAUUAAUGAACUAAUAACAAUAAAAUAA
Nomia melanderi (Alkali bee) is the source of this 4291-nucleotide messenger RNA. RefSeq names its product ras-related protein Rab-30. The record is from RefSeq and is a predicted model, not a curated record. Gene Ontology annotation, molecular function: GTPase activity; GTP binding. NCBI's taxonomy places the organism in Eukaryota, Metazoa, Arthropoda, Insecta, Hymenoptera, Halictidae.